AUGAAGCAGGACGUGCGGAUUCUGCUGUUGGGAGAGCCCCAAGUUGGGAAGACCUCGCUCAUCAUGUCUCUGGUUGGAGAGGAGUUUCCAGAGGAGGUCCCUCACAGAGCAGAGGAGAUCACCAUCCCGGCUGACGUGACCCCGGAGAAGGUGCCCACACACAUCGUGGAUUACUCUGAAAAAGAGCAGACUGAUGAAGUAUUGAGACAUGAAAUAGUAAAGGCCAACGUUGUGUGUGUCGUGUACGACGUAACCAACGAAGACACAAUCGAAAAGAUCAGAACAAAAUGGAUUCCGUUGGUGAAUGGAAAUGCUGAGAAAGGGAACAAAAUCCCCAUCAUCCUGGUGGGAAACAAAUCUGACCUCCGCAGCGGCAGCUCCAUGGAAACUAUCCUCCCCAUCAUGAACCAGUUCUCCGAGAUCGAGACCUGUGUCGAGUGUUCUGCGAAGAAUCUGAAAAAUAUUUCUGAGCUGUUCUACUACGCACAGAAGGCGGUUCUCCAUCCGACUGCGCCGCUCUACGACCCCGAGGACAAGCAAUUGAAGCCUUCUUGUGUGCGGGCCCUGAGCAGAGUUUUCUACGUUUCAGACCAGGACAACGACCGGAUCCUCAGUGACGCCGAACUCAACUGUUUUCAGAAAUGUUGUUUUGGGAAUCCUUUGGCGCCUCAAGCCUUGGACGAUGUGAAAACCGUGGUGUGGAAGAAUACCAGCGACGGUGUCCAGGACAACGGCCUGACUCUGAACGGUUUCUUGUUCCUGAACACAUUAUUUAUUCAAAGAGGUCGGCACGAAACCACUUGGACCAUCCUUCGUAAAUUUGGUUAUGACGACAACUUAGAACUGACGGAGGAUUAUCUCUAUCCUGAGCUGCGGGUUCCUGUUGGUUGUACAACAGAACUCACUCAUCUGGGUUUGCAGUUUCUUCAGCGUGUUUUUGACAAGUAUGACGAAGACAAAGACUCAGCCCUGUCUCCUGAAGAACUGAAGAACUUGUUUUGUGUGUGUCCCUACAUGCCCUGGGGCCCAGAUGUCUACGAGACAGUCCCCACUUCAGACAAGGGCUAUAUUUCUAAUCAAGGCUUCCUGUGUCUGUGGGUACUGUCUGCGUACCUGGAUGUCCACCGCUGCCUGGAGCUCCUUGGCUAUCUAGGUUACCCCAUACUCACUGAGCAGGAGACGCAGGCCUCUGCAAUCACAGUGUCACGUGAAAAAACAAAGGACUUGGAAAAGCGUCAGACUCAACGCUCUGUGUUUCUCUGCAAAGUGAUCGGGCCUCGAGGAACGGGGAAGUCCGCCUUUCUUCAGGCGUUUAUCAACCACAAAUUCACGAAAAAGGAAAAAUCCAGCAGUGCCUUUCCCCUCUUUGUUAUAAACACUGUUCAAGUCGGCAACCAGGAAAAGUACCUUAUCCUCCAUGAGGUGGACGUGGACGUGGAGGUCUUGAAGGCAUCAGACGCUGCUUGUGAUGUCGCAUGUCUCAUGUACGACGUCAGUGACCCUCAUUCAUUCGACUACUGUGCCAGCAUAUACAAGCAACAUUAUAUGGAGAGCAACAUCCCCUGUGUGGUGGUGGCCUCAAAGGUGGAUCUCCCAGAGGUGAAGCAGCUCCACGGCAUGACACCAACAGAGUUCUGUUACAAGCACAGGCUUCCCGCUCCGCUCCCCUUCUCUCAUCAGUUCCUCGAUUCCACGCGCAGUAACGUCUAUUCCAAACUGGCGUGGGCAGCAGUGUAUCCACACCUGAACGGGUCGGACCUGAGCCAGACCUCGUUUUGGCUGAGGGUGGCCCUGGGCUCCGCCGUGGUCGCCGUUUUGGGAUUCGCCAUCUACAGAGCGGUUCGACAGAAAUGA
Knipowitschia caucasica is the source of this 1854-nucleotide messenger RNA. Lineage: Eukaryota; Metazoa; Chordata; Actinopteri; Gobiiformes; Gobiidae. The record is from the annotation of a GenBank genome assembly.